AGUUUUCUUGCAUUACAGUACGAUGAAGGACAACGAGAAGAAUGCUUCCACUGAAUCGUCUUACGCACUUCACUAUGGCACCACUAGUAGUUUGGAGGAAAUGACAAACGCGAAGCAAGACGCCACGCUACAACUGCGCGAACUCAUUGCAGGUGAAACCCAACUUCGUUGCCCCACAAAUGAUGCUUUUCUCGUCAAGUUUCUGCGAGCUCGAGAUUACAACGUCGAUGGCUCGUUCAAGAACAUCAAGAACUACUUCAAAGUACGAAGUGAUUGGCCCGAAUUAUUUAGCAGGCUGGAUCCAGAUUCCGUUAUGUUCGACACCAUUUGCCGUGAGCACCAGCUACUCACAGUGUCUCGCAGCAAAGAUCCCAAAGGAAGGGCCGUUAUUUUGUUGAAUCUGGGAGCCUGGAACACCAGCAUCUGUUCACUGAACGACUUUUUCCGAGUCGGUAUAGUUUACCUCGAACACUUUCUUCUUGAUGAAGAAGUUCAAGCCAACGGCGUCGUGUUUGUGAUGGACUUUAAGGACUUUGGCAUCUACCAUUUGACCCAGUACACUCCACCAGUCAUCAAAAGGUUCUUCAGGCUUAUGCAGGAUUGCUAUCCAGUGCGGAUAAAAGGAAUAUAUGUGAUAAACAAUUCCACUUCAUUUGAUAUCCUGUUCGCAAUCGCCAAGCAUUUCAUGAAAGCCAAGUUGGUGAGCAGGACUGUACUUUUCGGCACUAAGUGGAAUAAGCUUCGCUGUCUGGUACCGGACGACGUCAUUCCCGAGGAAGGCGGCGGUACACUCAGAACCUACGACUACGACGCUAUGGAGCGGGACUUGAAGAGCAGUACCGAAUACUUCAGGGAAAUGAGUAGCUACGGAUACCUACACAAGGCGAAUGUAUGAGCCGAUUCUGAAGGAUGCCAACAACAGGAACAUACUGCGUUGUGAACAGUAUGGUGGUGGCUUUUUACGGGGACCAACUCGCGCCUUCUUUUUUUUUUCUGCUCUGACGUUCAACAGGCUCUGUUUGUGCACAAGUUUGCAGAAUAAACCUGCUUUUUGGGGUCGUGACUUACUUGCGUGUGACGCAUUAUGUGAAUGAAUAAACUUUCCGCCGAAGCUAGCAUAUGUCACAGAAAAGAAGAAACUCAUCUCAAACAAUCGCUGCUUCAUUUGUGUCUGAAAAGCGCGUUUCUUCAAAAAAAAAAGAAAAAUUGCAUUCUUGACAUCGUGACACUACAAACAUCUACUUGCUGAUAAGCCGAGAAGCUGUAACUUAGUGAAAUUCGUGUCAGAUUAUGCGAAUGUUGCGCAUGGAAGCUGGAAGGCAUUUAUGCUAAGACAUAGUCUUCAAAAAAAAAAGAUUGCACAGAUCCCACCC
Dermacentor andersoni is the source of this 1373-nucleotide messenger RNA. The record is from RefSeq and is a predicted model, not a curated record. NCBI's taxonomy places the organism in Eukaryota, Metazoa, Arthropoda, Arachnida, Ixodida, Ixodidae.